Messenger RNA from Stegastes partitus (bicolor damselfish), 4864 nucleotides. RefSeq names its product retinoic acid receptor gamma-A-like. The coding region runs from base 825 to 2096 and encodes 423 amino acids. The transcript is spliced from 8 exons. Gene Ontology annotation, molecular function: RNA polymerase II cis-regulatory region sequence-specific DNA binding; nuclear glucocorticoid receptor binding; zinc ion binding. Gene Ontology annotation, biological process: cellular response to corticotropin-releasing hormone stimulus; retinoic acid receptor signaling pathway; regulation of transcription by RNA polymerase II. Gene Ontology annotation, cellular component: nucleus; transcription regulator complex. The record is from RefSeq and is a predicted model, not a curated record. NCBI's taxonomy places the organism in Eukaryota, Metazoa, Chordata, Actinopteri, Pomacentridae.
ACAUGGAUCAGUUUACAUGCCCCGUGUUGUGUAACUAAGAGCUUUUAAUGAUUCAAUUACAAUUACAAAGGCUCAAUUAAAAGAUUAGGGAGUGUGUGGGAGCAUGGGGCAGUUAAAAGGGAUGAGGCCUGAAAGAAGAGUGGCGGGAUGAGGUUUGGAAUUUGGGAUUAAGCCCACUGUUGCUCUUUGUAUCUUAAUGUUUCAGGCCUUGAGGGGAAACACUCUUCCCUUCAUUCAGUGAUAAUCUCCUUUUUCUCGGGCACCCUCUCCUCUCUUUAAAAUUGGCCCUUCAAAGCUACUUUAACAAUGGACCGUCGUGUCAUCACAUAGGAGGAGCACAGCUAUCCGUCAUACAGCUGGGAGAUGCUCUUAUAGGCGGUCACUGAUAAAAACAGAGGGUUUCGUGCUUGAUUUUUUUUUUAAAUGUAGUGGUUGUUGCAUUUCUUGGACAAGAAGGGCUCAGAUAACUGUUUUGGUUGUAUCCACAGCAGUGUCUUUAAUGCGUUUUGGUAAUGUGUGUCACUGGGUUAUGAAGCAUAGGCGUGUGCUCGUUCUCUUGAUGCCGAUAGGCUCCUUCUUAGGAGUGGUGAGGAAGAAACUGCCCCGCGAAUGUGGAAAUUCAAGUUCAGUGUGUGCAUAAGGGUGUGUGUGAAGGCACAGAUUCUAGUAUUUGUAAUGAAACAGCUUUUCCAUCAUUGCACGAUCAGACCAUUUAAUAACAACCAGAUCAUGAGAAUACUAAGGUAUGUGAAGUUAUUGGGUGCUGCAGGAAAUUUAACGACGUGAACAAAGCGGUGGAGACCCAGAGCACCAGCUCGGAGGAGAUGGUGCCCAGCUCCCCUUCUCCUCCACCACCUCCCCGGGUCUACAAGCCGUGCUUUGUGUGCCAGGACAAGUCAUCUGGUUACCACUAUGGAGUGAGCUCCUGUGAGGGCUGCAAGGGAUUUUUCCGGCGCAGCAUCCAGAAGAAUAUGGUGUACACCUGCCACCGAGACAAGAACUGCCAGAUCAACAAAGUGACCCGCAACCGCUGCCAGUACUGUCGGCUGCAGAAGUGCUUUGAGGUUGGAAUGUCCAAAGAAGCGGUGCGCAACGACAGGAACAAAAAGAAGAAGGACGUGAAGGAGGAGGUGGUGCUGCCGGAGAACUACGAGCUUAGUGGAGAACUGGAGGAGCUGGUUAACAAAGUCAGCAAAGCACACCAAGAGACCUUCCCGUCUCUGUGCCAACUAGGAAAGUACACCACAAAUUCAAGUGCUGACCACAGAGUACAGCUGGACUUGGGCCUGUGGGAUAAGUUCAGUGAGCUCUCCACUAAGUGCAUUAUAAAGAUUGUGGAGUUUGCCAAGCGGCUACCAGGCUUCACCACGCUCACCAUCGCUGACCAGAUCACCCUCCUCAAAUCUGCAUGUCUGGACAUCCUGAUGCUAAGGAUAUGCACCCGCUACACACCAGAACAGGACACAAUGACCUUCUCAGAUGGCCUGACUCUUAACAGGACCCAGAUGCACAACGCUGGCUUUGGCCCCCUCACAGACCUGGUGUUUGCCUUUGCCGGUCAGCUGCUGCCUUUGGAGAUGGACGACACAGAGACGGGGCUCCUCAGUGCGAUCUGUCUCAUCUGUGGAGAUCGAAUGGACUUGGAGGAGCCGGAGAAAGUGGACAAGCUGCAAGAACCGCUGCUAGAGGCUCUGAAGAUCUACACUCGCCGCAGACGCCCCAACAAGCCUCACAUGUUUCCCCGCAUGCUGAUGAAAGUCACGGACCUCCGAGGAAUCAGCACCAAAGGUGCAGAAAGAGCCAUCACACUGAAGACGGAGAUCCCAGGCCCCAUGCCUCCUCUGAUCAGGGAGAUGCUGGAGAACCCAGAAGCCUUCGAGGACAGCAGCGACUCGGGCGACAGCGCCGCGGCCGCCCCCCCGGCCAUUCAAGCCAUCAAGCAGGAAGAGAAGUCCACGUACGAGUCGGAGGAGGAGGAGGAAGAGGACGACUACUGGGAUGAGGAGAAAGAGCGAGGGGCGGACAGUGACGGAGAGCCGUGGGGCGGGGAGGCGUCAGCGGCGGCCGCUGCUCAAAAGAAAAGCGUGACGCAGUGAGAAGGACAAGAAGAUCGCUGAGCCUCACUGAGCAAUAUCACCUCCCAGAAACCUCACAGAUUUAGGCUCUUAAACAUCCUGAACGGUGUUUCAUACAGCACAUAUCUACUUAAACUGUACAUACUGACUGAAAGGAAAAUGUGUUCAAUUCAGAAUAGGAAGUAAAAGCACUACAUUUCAGUGGAUUGGUGAGGGCACUAUUAAAAACAAUCACUGUGCCAGACUGUGUAAAAGAUAUUUGAAAAAGUGUUUUGUCCACACAAAGAGAGGAAUUGUUGGACAGAAGAAAAUGCACUCCUCUGCUAUCUAUUAAGGGCUAUGCUUUGUAUAAAAUUGAUGGUGACAAUACAUUGCAACAACAGAACUCUACGUGGUGUCCAUAUGCCGCAACAUGUCUUCUCAGAAUUACCUUUAUUACUAUUUGGAAAUAUGCUACUUAUUUUUCAUUGUAUGUUUUUUUUUUCUUCUUUUUUCUAAGCAUGUACACAUUUCUGUUCUGUCUUUAUGCCUGUUUGUGAGACCUUGUGUUGCUUUUUUUUUGUUUUGUAUAUUUUUCACUCAGUCCUGCUCUCAUUUGACUGGACGUGUGUGUUUUUAUAAGCUUUAAUUGUAUGCGUUUCUGCUUUAUCGGACACAGUGAAAAGCAAUAGCAAAAAAGAAAAGAAAAAGAGCAAUAGCAAAGAGAGAGGGAGUCAUGAGCAGGACUCAAACUCACAGAGUGACAAGCACAUGGUUAUGUAUGUUAUCUUUAUAAUUCAUGAAAAUCUCUGAUGAGUAUAACCUGAUAGAGAAUAAGACAGAACUUUAAUUUCACCUCCGGUGCUUGUGGGCCAAAUAAGAAAAAAUGCAAAACAAAUGCAGGAACAUAUGUCCACCUCUCAACAACAGUAACUCAUGUACAAUAAUCAACAAACUGAAUCUGCAGGGUAGAUUUCAUGUCAUCACACAGUCUCAGGUCGAUUCUUUCAGGGCCAUGUCUCACUUGUCUUGUGUUUUCUGCCAACACAACUGCCCCCAUCAGAAGUUCUUCUUACACCAGAGUAGGUGAAAAAGGUCCCAACACAGUCCGUGUCCUUGGCGCAGCAACCAGGUACAGGUAAGCCAUAAGAUUUUCAGUUUUUAAAGAGCCAGCAAAGAAUCAUCCAAACAGACGAAACCCCCAAAAAUCAGUUUACUUUAACAGAAACCUCAGGUGUGUGAGUGCGUACGUGUGCAAGUGAGAGCAUGAACCAAAACACAAUGAUGUUAUAGAGAUGUCAUUACUGCCAUCAUCCACGGUGAGAGUUUAGUAAGAUGUCCAGUUCCUGGCAUCUGCAUAUUGAUUUGCAAACAUUUUUUUAUUUUUAUUUUAAAUGAUUUUAAAGUCUUCUGGUAGACAGCAGGUCACUGAUGCAAGCUCACUGAGAAUCAUAUCACCAGUUGCAACUUCCAUUGAUAAACAUUGCACUUCUCUGAGGUUGCAACCGUCCAACAUAGUCAAAACAAACGCUUCGCAUUCGGCGCCCCGUCGGCUAAAUCGCAGGGCAACAGUUUCUAGUGAUGUGUGUUCAUGUGUGCUGUAUUUAAUGAGUGAUGCAAAACAUGGAUUUUGUAAAAUAAAUGCGUAUAAUCUGUUUUUCAUCGAGACUAUAUAACUUUUUUUUUUAAAGGAAGAUGUAUAAAACUGACAUUUGUGUAAUGAAAGACAAUGUGACUCUUAACGAACUCCUUUAUAGUUGCAGAGGGGAAGAUUCUCUGUCAGCACAUUGACUGAAAUGGCAUGAAACAUUGCAGCAACGCAGCUGCAACAUAUUGUUGAAGCUCAAGUCAGAUAUUUGAAAAAGAUGGCACAUGAUAUGCAGAAAUCAGUUCUUGUAUGACCAUUGUGGCAACACGCCAGCUGUUUAGAAGCAGUGAAGUCUCUAGCACCAGAUUUAAAGCCAUCAAGGACACAGAAGUUGUAUUAAAAAUCAAAGAGUGAUGCCAUAAUCGUGUUUCUUUAGACUGUUAAGUUGUGACUUUGCUAUUAUAGGAUGGAAAUAUCACAACCAUAUGACUGAGGUAAAUGACAAAACAUAUCUUCAAUGUUUUCCUUCACUCUGCUCCUCUUCACACAAUAUUUUGCAUCCCAUCAGCCAAGUCUACAUCCGAUGUUGUUUAGUAUUUAAAGGAAGUUUCUACAUCAUAUAGCCACAAUAUGUCAGAAGAUUUUUUUAAAAAUCUGUUCCUUAAACUUAUUUCUCUUCCUGAAUUUGAGCCGGUGCAAUAAAUAAGCCAUGGAGGAGGCCAGCAAGGCCUCAGCUCAUACGAUUAAAAUUUUUUUUUAAAAGCACAUGAUUUUAAAAAAUAAAGACCAAAGACAGGUUUGACAUUAGAUUCGGAUAAAAACAAAACAUUAAUAUAAAUUCUAUUGGGGUUCUAUAUAUAUAUUCAGUUUGUAUUUGUGAUGGCAGGAUAGUUCAAGAUCUGAAAUAACCUUUAAAUCUUGAAUCAUCUUUAUCUCUGUUACAUUUUGUUGUUGAAUUUUAACUGAUGUCUUACUUUUUUAGAAACACAGUUUCUGUAGCAAAUGUAUUAUCUUCAUGUUCAGGGAUGCAGACUCCUCAUGAGUUUUAUUUCAAUCUGACUUGUACCAAAAUAGCUCUGAUGGACGGACACACACACAAACUGAUACGUUCUUGUUUUUAUGUAUUUUUAUGAGAAGUUAAUACUAUUUUUUCUUUUUCUUGUUGCUUAUUAUUUGCUGUUUGUUGUUUCUUGUAUUUUGAUAAAGGCGCUUUUGGUUCUCA